Rotaria sp. Silwood1 is the source of this 9348-nucleotide messenger RNA. The record is from the annotation of a GenBank genome assembly. Lineage: Eukaryota; Metazoa; Rotifera; Eurotatoria; Philodinida; Philodinidae.
AUGCGUGGAGUAAUAACAGUAGUUCCUGCUCAACCACAGACACUUACGGUGAAAGUCACAUCGGGAACAUUUAACGCUCAAUCAUGUGCUUUUCCAUUCAACUAUGAUUCUGUCAAUUAUACAUCGUGUACUACAGUAAAUGAUACUCAAGAAUGGUGUUCACCAACAUUUGCCUACACUGGACAACGACUCUACUGCACAGCUUCAGCGUCUAUACCAACAUCAUCAUGUAAUUCAAGUUCUUGGAUCGAUCCAAGUUCAUGUUCACAAAUGACUCCUAAUUCAAAUUUACAUCAGUUCCUUUUUACACCAUGCACUAUUGGUUCAGUAGAAUCGAUUUCACCACAACAGGGUACUGCUGGUACAACCAUUACAAUCACAGGAACCAAUUUUAGUACAGUACUAUGUGAAAAUCAUAUUUUUAUUGGUUCAUUCUAUGAUUGUCCAAUAAUAAGUGCAUCAACAACAGAAAUCAUCUGUGAAAUUGCUUCGAAUUCAUCACUGAAUGCUAAAAUGAUUCAAGAUAUCCGUGUUGUACGAGAUCUUCAAGGCUAUCUAAGUAAUAAUGGUCUUAUACAAUUUCAAUUCCAAGCAUCUAUUUCUAAUGUAUUACCCAUAGAAGGUUCAAUCUAUGGUGGUACUGAAGUUACAAUAAUUGGCGAUGGAUUUACACCGGUUGAUACUCGUAUUAUUGUUGGAAGUAUUGAAUAUACUAGUAUGGCAACAAUUACUUAUUCUCAAAUAAUAUUUACUACUCAAAUACCACCACCUGAAUAUAUUAAUCAAAUUAUUCCUAUUACGAUCUUGAUUGGCACAAAUACAGCUGUAUGUUCAUUCGAAACAUGUUCAUUUACUUGGGCUGAAAGUAUUACACCUUAUCUUGAUUCAGUUGAUCCGACAUCUAUUACUGGUCCACAAUUAUUAACAUUGACUGGUCGAAAUCUAGUAAUGAAUGAUACAAUACUAGCAACUAGUAUUCAUGUCACUAUCGAUGGACAAAUGUGUAAUGUGACAUCAGUAUCCAACUCAACUAUUGUAUGUCAAAUUGAUAGUAUUCAAGUUGGAGUUCAUCCAAUUGUCGCAUCAAUUGAUGAUAUUGGAACAGUUCUAUCAUCAGCACUGCUUACAUCAAUGAUGUCUAUUUCAAAUUUUUCACCAACAAACAGUAGUAUCUAUGGUGGUGCUCUUCUUACAAUUGAUGGUAAUGGAUUUGCUAGUUCAAUCACUAAUGUUCAAGUUAUGAUGGGUUCUAAUAGAUGUACAAUAAUUCGAACGGCACCUGGUCAAAUUCAAUGUAUAAUUCCAGCUCAAGGAAGUAAUCCAUCAUCAGUUACAGUCCGUAUUACUUCAAAUGGUAUAAAUUUUUCUGAUGCUUUUUCAAUAACGUAUAGCUCAGCUAUUACACCUACAAUUACAUCAAUUGAUCCUACAUCAGGAAGUGCUGGUGAAACAUUGACAAUUACAGGUACAAAUUUUGUUGAUGGUAAAACGAGUAUUUUAAUUGGUGGUAUUGCAAGCACAAUUAUCAAUAUGUCAACUACAUCCAUUACAUGUACACUUGGAUCAAGUCCAGCUGGAAAUCAAUCAGUAGUUGUUUAUGUAGAGUCUGUUGGUAAAUCAAAUUCAAAUAUUCAGUUUCAAUAUAUUUUACAAGUUACUAAUGUAACACCUUCACGCGGCAGCUAUGGUGGUGGUCAAACAAUAACUAUUUUCGGUGAUGGAUUUAAUGGAUCCAAUGCUAGAAUUACUAUUUGUAAUCGAACUUGUCAAUCGGCAGUUAUUGUAUCAAAUACACAAAUGACUUGUGUUACACCUUCGGAACCUAUUGCUUCAUCCGAUACAGCAUGCAAUUUAACAGUUACUGCUGGAAGUUUAACACAAAGUAUGUCGUAUAUUUAUGAAGUGAAUUUAACAGCAGUCGUAAUAUCAAUUAGUCCAAGUCGAGGGGGAACUGGUGGUGGUACACUUUUAACAAUCUUUGGAACAAAUUUUCCAACCAUAAUCAGUGCAGUAUCAGUUAGUAUUGCUGAUGUUUCAUGUUCAGUUCAAACAAUUUCAUCAACAAUGAUCACCUGCUUGACAGGUAGUUAUUCAAGAACAACAACUCAAGAACUUGUGAUUGUGAAUUUGGUUAAUGGUGGUAAUGCAGUCGGUUCAGUUCUAUAUCAAUAUAUUGAUCUUUGGUCAAGUCCAUGGACAUGGGGCGGUGAUAUUCCGCCUGAGGCUGGCACUAUUGUUUCAAUUGAAAAUGGCAAGACAGUUUAUUUCGACACAAUAACACCUAUUCUUAAAGCUGUGAUUAUUGACAAUGCAUCCUUAAUUUUUGAUGAUAAUCAAGACGUUAGUUUGAAUGCUGAAUACAUUUUGGUUGUUAAUGGUGGUCGUCUACAAAUUGGUACUGAAACAAAUCCAUUUCAGCAUAAAGCUGUCAUUACGAUGUAUGGUCAUUUAAGAUCAAUUGAAUUACCAAUCUUCGGAGCUAAAGUUUUGGCACUACGAGAUGGCAUCGUGGAUAUGCAUGGAAAAACUGUUACACAAACAUGGACACAUCUGGCUGCAACAGUUUCUAGUGGAUCAUCUCAAAUUACUCUUCGUCAAGCAGUAGAUUGGCCAGUGGGCAGUACGAUUGUCAUAGCAACUACAGGCGAUUAUUUAAGUCAAGGACAAACUGAGAUACGUGCUAUAACAGCUGUAUCAAACAAUGGACGUAUAUUAACAUUGGACUCACCAUUGAAAUACACUCAUUUGGGUGUAACACAAAAUGUUGGUUCGACAACAGUGGAAGUUCGUGCUGAAGUGGGUCUUCUGUCACACAAUGUUAUAUUUCAAGGCUCAGUUACUGAAACAUGGAAUACAUCCAUUGCAGCAUGUCCAACUGGUUUUAAUCCUGGUGAAUUCGCAGUUCAAACAUGUUUUCUUGGUCGAUAUGGUGAAGAUAUAGGUUCUGAUCAAUUUGGUGCAACUAUCAUGGUCAGUGCUAGUACCGAUAGUUCUGAUGGUAUACAACGAGUGAUACUGCGUUUAUCAAAUAUUGAAGUAUAUAAUGUUGGUCAAGCAUUUCGCCUCGGUCGAUAUCCAGUUCAUUUUCAUAUGAAUGGAAAUAUGAAUUUAUCAUAUAUUAAAUCAUCAUCAAUUCAUCAAACAUUUAAUCGAGCUAUUAAUAUUCAUGCAAGUCAUUAUGUCACAAUAGAAAAUAAUGUCAUAUAUAAUAUUAUGGGUGGAGCAAUCUUUUUAGAAGACGGUGUUGAAACGGGUAAUAUAUUAAAUGGUAAUUUAGCUGUGUUUGUUCGAACAAGUUCAAGUCUACUCAAUGAAGAUGUAACACCAGCUGCUUUUUGGGUGACCAAUCCAAAUAAUAUCGUUGUGAAUAAUGCUGUUGCUGGUGGUACUCAUUUUGGCUAUUGGUAUCGUAUGCUUCGAACACCUGAUGGACCAUCAUUUGCGAUGUAUCCCAAUUAUUGUCCUUAUCGACGACAAUUUGGUCGAUUUUUUAACAAUAGUGUGCACAGUGUUGGUCGUUUUGGUGUUUGGAUCUUUCCUGAAUAUUCACCCACAGUAGCGGGUAAUUGUUGGAAUGAUGCACCUUAUCAAGCAAUAUUUGAUGGUUUAAUAUCAUGGAAAAACUCUAAAGGUUUUGAAUGGGUUAUGUCAAGUUCAAUUCAAAUAAAAAAUACAAUUGUUUUUGAUAAUUAUGAUACGGGUCUUCGAUGUGUUACGGCUAUUAAUCAUCAAGCAACAAAUCUGCCAAAUCUUCGUGCCACAUUUUAUAAUGAAACUAGAGGUUCAUCAGUAAUUAAUUCAAUCAUAAUUGGUGAUUCAGGAGUAUCAGGAAAUCCAAUCGUACCAACAGAAGGUGGUCUUGUUGUUAUGUGGGAUCGUGGACUUCGUGUACGAAAUGUUUCAUUCAUUAAUUUUUCAAGUUCAAAUACACAAGCUAUUUAUGGACCAUUUAUUACUGGUCGUUGCAUUGUAUAUUGUGGAGGUUGGUUAACGAAAUUUUCUCAAUUAUCAUUUACAAAUGUAGCUAAUCGAGGUAAUUUUCGAUGGCCGUAUGAUGGUUUAUAUCAAGACGAAGAUGGUUCUUUGUCUAACGUAUCUGGUACAAUAAUUCUUGCACCUGAUGGUCUUUGGAAUACAUCAAAUGCAUGUAGACCAACACCGAACUUUAUCAAUGCAAUUACAUGUCCAUUAUCAUUAGGUACAUGGAUACGAUUUGCUUUUAAUAAAGCUAGUUUAGGACAAAAUGGUGAAUAUUUAAAUGUUUAUGAUCAAUUCAAUCAUCAUACCAUUGUACUUAAUCUUGCUAAACGACUAACACAUCCGUUAGGUUAUAUGAUGACAUUAUUAUCUAAAAAUAUUUAUUUAUUUCAAUUUCAAAAUGCUAAUAGUUCAGUCAAUUUGUCUUAUUCAGGUAUUGCUUAUGGUUUAGAACCUGGUGAUUAUCUUAUUAUACGUCAUAAGAUUGAUUAUAAGCCUGAUAUUGUUUAUACAACUUCAAGUUCAUUAGUAUCUAGUCAAUCAAAUACACCACUUAAUGGUUCAACAAAUAAUAAUGGUGACUGGCAUUAUAAUGCUAAUACAUCAAUAUUUUCUUAUAUGGUAAAAAAUCCAUCAUCAAAUAUUGUCUCAAUUGAUGUAUCAAUCUCAUUAAAUAUAAUCAAAUGUCGAUAUCCUAAUUGUCAACCACCACCACAACCUGGUCUUGAAUUACCUGCAACUGUUCGACCAACUACAGCAUUGUAUUGGUCAAAUAAUUCAGAUUGGUCAUUUGCAUUAGCAGGCUAUGGUGGAUAUGGAAGUAUUAAACCUGGUAAUGAUACAAAUAUAUUGAUUCCUCGUGGUAUAUGGCUUGUUGUCAAUUAUCCAUUACCUCGUAUUCGUUCAUUACGUAUCGAUGGUGUACUUGAGUUCGAACAAGGUAUUGAUAAUACUCUCGUUGUUAAUAGUAUUCUAAUUAAUGGAGGUCAAUUGAUUGUUGGUUGGCCGAAUAAACCACUUACUUCUAAAGUUGAUAUUAUCAUCAAUAGUUCUUCAUCUAUCAAUGUUUUAUUACCUAAUGAUGCUGGCUCUAUAGGACCUCAAGUAAUCGGUGUUUUAGGUGGUCUUGAUUUACAUGGUCUAAAACGUAAUGUUUCAUGGACACGUCUCAUUACAACAGCUUCAUCUGGUCAAAAUUCAAUUAUAUUAAGUCAACCAGUUGAUUGGAAAAUUGGUGAAGAAAUUAUACUAACAACAACAGAUACAAAUAUUGAACAUACAGAACGACAUACUAUUGCAAAUAUUAGUAUAGAUAAAACAAAAAUCAUAACCGUUAAUCCUCUUGUUUAUACACAUGUUGUUAUUCAUAAUGUAUUUCCAGAUGGAAAAAUAUUUCACAUAGCUGGUGCUGUUGGUCUUUUAACACGAAAUAUACGUGUAAUUAAUCGAAGUCCAGCUUCGGAAUUAUUCGGUUUUCGAAUUCUUGUUACUGAUUAUGCAGUAAAUAUAUGGAAUUCAGUAGCAAAUGAUUAUAUUUAUACAUAUUAUAAAGGUUAUGCUCGAUUAUCUAAUACACAAUUUAUUGGUUAUGGUCAAUAUGUUGAUGCAGCUAAUGAAGAUAAACGUGAAGGUAUUCAUUUAUAUAAUCUUGGUAAUUGGAAUUCAUCUCGACCAACAUAUAUUGAUUCAUGUUCAUUCGAUGGUGGUUAUUAUUCAGCAAUUGGUGUAUGGGAUACAAAUGGUAUCCCAAUAACAAAUAAUGUUGUUUAUAAAACUUAUGAAUCAGCAAUUGUUGUAACAGGAAAAAAUAAUAUUGUAGAAAAAAAUCUUGUCUCAUCUAUUUAUUGGUCAGGCACAGCUCAACCAAAAUUAGCAGAAUUUAAUACUAAUAAUGAUGGAGCUAUAAUGUCAAAAGAUGCUAUUAGUGUCAUUAUGAGGGACAAUUUAGUAGCAGGUGUAGAGCGUUUAGCUUAUCGUAUUCAAGGAAAUUCUUGUUCAGGAACUGUUUUACCAAAUGAUAUAACCAAUGAUUAUUCAAAUAAUGAAGUUCAUUCAGCAAUGUCUGGUUUUAAUAUUUGGCCUAUGGAUAAAGGUUUUGAAUAUGAUUCGAAGUGUAUAUUGAUUCAUGAUUUCAAAACCUAUAAAGCAUGGUAUUAUGGUCUAUAUAUCAAUACUGCUCGCAAUAUUAUUAUUGAUUCCUGUACAGUAGCCGAUGGUAAUGUUGGUAUAUUUACACUUGUUAUUGGUCCUACAGCUAUAUCACAUGUAGCCGGUAAUAAUUCAGUAACAAUUCUUAAUUCAAUGGUUAUUGGUUCUAUAACACCUGACGAUUGUAAUGAUACUCCGAAUACAACUACAGUCAGUUCAAUAAAUAGUAUAAAAGCUAUUCCAACUGUAUCAGCUACAUCAUCAGCAGGAGAUCCUGGUGGUCGAUCAGGUAUUGUCUUUCCAUUUUUUUCACGUGAUAAUUUGAUGCCACGUCAUCCAUGGACUGGUAUUGCUGCGUAUCCAUGUAUUGACGGUUUAAUGACAAUAACAAAUGUAACAUUAGCAUUUUAUAAUGAUAUAUGUUCACGUCGUGAUAUAGCUAUUCAAGUUGGACAACAUAAUGAUGAUGGUCAACAUCCAAUAGUAACUAAAUUAAUAUCAGUAUAUAAUACAUCACAAAUGAAUUUGAUAUUUAAUGGACGACCAAAUCUAAAUGUUGUGAAUCCGAGUGAUUGUGUUGAUAUGGAUUGUGAUGGUUUAAAGAAAAAUUUACUGAUUGAUACUGAUGGAACAUUAUUUGGUCAACCAACAAGUGUUUUCUCUCAAGCUGAAUAUCUUUGGGGUGAUCAACAACAUGGUGUUGGUGAUUAUCGUAUUCCAUCAGUUGCAUUAGCAAAUCUUACAGGUCAUAUGAUAAAUAUAAAUACUUUAUAUCCUAAUCGUGGUAUUAGUCGUGCACCAACAUGUAUUUAUCGAACAUCAUGGCAAAUGUAUUUUUGUCCAAAUACAACUGAUUAUCGAAUGUUAGUUAUUGAAAAUAUGGAUUCAGAUACUGAAACAAGACGUCUAUCACCUGUAGCUAUUAUGUCUGAUAAUGGUUAUAUUGAUUUAAUAAAUGGACCACAAGAUCAUGGUUGGUGUAAUGGAUAUACAUGUCAAAAACGUAUAUCAACAUUUAUGUCAUUAGUACAAUCAAGACAUCGUUACGAUGUAUAUUUAUCAAGUACAACACCAAAUCAUAUACGUUUUCGAUUACUUAAUAGUGAUUCAUCAAUCGUGAAUAUUUUAUCACUUUAUUAUGAUUCAUUACAACAAAUUGAUGUUUAUGCUAAUAAUAUUUAUGUAUCACCAGUAAAUCGUGAUUUAAGUUAUAGUUAUUUAAUAUUAACUGAUCAACCAAAUAAUAUAACAUUUACAUCUACACCGGGUUCAAACUAUUUUAAUAGAAAAACAAGAAUGGCAUCAUUUUUAAUUAAUGGUAUAACUGUAAUUGAUUUAAAAAUUUCUGAAUUGGUUGUACUUAAUUUUAAUUUACCACCACAAACACCAUCAUCAUUUUUUUCAUCAAAUUUAACUGCUAAUCUAGCUGCUAUACUCGGUGUCAGUCCAGAUAAAAUUCGACGUGUUAACAUCGUUGCAGCUAAUAAUAAUUAUACUGGUCGUAUUCGUCGUCAAUUAUCCACCAUAGAAUUAACUGUUGAAAUACGUGAUGAUCCAGUAGCAAAUUUAUCAACCAAUUCUACUGUUGAAACUGAACCAAUUUCAAAUAUUUGUGCAGCUAUUAUUAAUCGUUAUCAAUCAGGUGAAUUGCAUCGAGCAUGGGCAGAAAAUCCUUUUACUGGUAAUACAACACCAACAGAUUUAAGCAUUCAAGAACCAUUUAAUCAAUCAUCUAUAUCACUAAGUAUAAUUCAUCGAAUAGAACUUGUUACACCUCCAUCAUCUUGUCGUGAACAAAGUCCAUGUGCUAUACAACCAAAACUCAUUGCAUAUGAUGAAGAUGGAAAUGUUAUAGAAAAAUUAGGAUCAAAUGAUCAACCAUGGCAAGUUAUGGCUAGUGUUGUUGAUGAUUCAAAUAUAACAUUAAUUGGUGCAAUUGCAAAUUAUUCUAAUGGACAAACACAAUAUACAUCAUUUGGUUUGUCAGCUACAGGUCAUUAUCAAGUACAAUUUGCUUUUAUUCAACCAAAUAAUGUAACAAGUUCAUUUAUGUCUAAUAUAAAUUUAACAGCUAAUUCAUCAUCAUUAACAAUUACAAAAGCUAUAUUAGCUGCAAAACAAAUUGAUCAUAUAUAUGUUGUUUCAAUAAAUGAAACAUUUAAUAUAUCAGUUGUUAUUGUUGAUAGUCAAUCUCAUUUACCAAUUGGAAAUAUACAUUGGCGUGAUAUGACAUGGUCAGCAAAUGUAUCACUUUAUAAUUUACCAGAGUUUAAUAGUAAUGGAACAUUAACUAAAACAAAUACAUCAUCAAUUAUAAUUAAUCCAAUAAAAAGUACAAUUAUUGCAACAGAUUUAGUAAUUGAUACUAUUGGAAUGUAUGUUAUUAAAGUUCAAUUAGCAUCAUCGAAUAAUGAAUAUGCAUUUUCACUUGUAUCAAAUGGAAUUUUAGUUAAAAAAAAUUCAACGACUCUUAAUAGUAAUAGUGGUGCUCCAUCAUCAUAUAUAAUAUUUGAUGGAGAUUAUGAUAAAUUUCAAACAAAUGGUUUACUGGAAAUUAAACGAGCAAUUAUCUAUAAUUAUUUAAUUUGUAUUGGAAUGCCAAUAGCUACUGAUAUUACUGUAACAAAAGGUAGUAUUUUAGCAUGGUUUGAUGUUAAUGCCGACCCUACAAGUUUAGCUUCAGCUCUAGACAGUAUUGCUUCAGAUCCAAAUGCUAUGUCUGAUUUAAUAGCAAAGUCAAUAAAUAUUAAUGGUAAUACAUAUUCGACUUCAGCUUCUUCAUCGGAUUCAACCACUGAAACUUCAUCAUCAAAUAAUAAAUCAUUAAUUAUUGUUAUUGUUGUGUGUGUUGUUGUUGGUAGUGCAAUUAUUAUAUUUAGUGUGUACUUUGGUAUUAGAGCAUAUAAAAAACAAUAUCAACGUCGUCGUCUUAUAGAUGAACCUACAGAUCAAUAUUCAACUGCGAAUGCUGAAACACAAUCUGAUGAAAAUAUUACAGCUAAAACGGAACCAAAAAAGAAUAAUUUCCAACUUACACAACCUAUAUUAGGUUCAGUUGGUCUUUCAGCAAAGAAUACUAAUCAAGUUAAGCCAUUAAUUACAAACAUGGAAAAGACAGAUCGGCCACCGUCAGGUUCUGUUAGUGUUACCAUGCUUGAUUUUACUAAUGUAAACAGUGACGAUCGUGCAAAUGCAUCAUUAUCAGCUGUUCAAUCGAAAUAA